UUGCGGCUUUUAUUUAGAGCUAAUAAUUUCACCGCCACACAUUGAUGACUGAUGAUUCACAUCAAUUGCCCACCAAAAUCCAGAAACCCCCAAAGCCUCAAUCCCAUAAAUAGCCUUCAAAAUCCAUCCUUCCCUCAAUCUCGAAUGCCUUCAUUUCUCUCCAAAUCCUUCCUCCGCUUGCCCCCUAAAUCCCUUCUUUUUACCAUGUCCACUGUCGCAGCAGCCAAAUCCCGCCUCCGCGGCGUCGUUUUCGAUAUGGAUGGCACCCUCACCGUCCCUGUCAUCGACUUCGCCGCAAUGUAUAAGGCUGUCCUCGGAGACGUCGAGUACAAGCGAAUCAAAGCUGAAAACCCCUCUGGGAUUGAUAUCUUGCACCACAUUGAGAGUUGGACUGCCGAAAAGCAGCAAGAAGCUUACAAGAUUAUUGCUGAUUUCGAAAAACAGGGCCUUGAUCGCCUCCAAAUCAUGCCUGGUGCAGCUGAACUCUGUGGUUUUCUUGAUGCAAAGAAAAUACGAAGGGGACUAAUCACUCGCAAUGUCAAAGAUGCAGUUGAUCUGUUUCAUCAACGAUUCGGAAUGAUGUUUUCUCCGGCACUCAGCCGAGAGUUUCGUCCUUAUAAACCGAACCCUGCUCCUCUGCUGCAUAUAUGUUCGACUUGGGACGUUCAACCAAAUGAAGUGAUGAUGGUUGGUGAUAGUCUUAAAGAUGAUGUGGCUUGUGGGAAAAAUGCAGGAGCAUUAACAUGUUUGCUUGAUGAAAAUGGGAGAUAUGGCUCUCAAGACUUCGCCAACUUGGAUCUAACACCAGAUUUCAAAGUGUCUUCCCUGAUUGAAGUUCAUUCUCUUCUGAAAUCCAAUUUUGACUUAACACCCUGAUUUCCCGGUAAAGGUCCUACACUAGAUUUAUCUGGUGGCCUUUUUUACCUUAAGAAAGGAAGAUUUUAACAGUUGAGGAACACUUGAAAAGUGGAAAACAGUAGUGGUAAUUAAGGAAGUGAACUUUGGUAUAAGAUGCUGCUUUGUUCAUCUGUAGGCGGCAAAAAGAGAGCUCUUUUGUAGCUGGAUAACCAAAGGGUUCUGUGUGUUGUUGAACACGAAGCAUGUUGGUAUGUAUUUUAUUUUUGGUACCUUUGUUGUUCAUGUAGAUGUUCUAUUGUAAAGGAAUAUUAGGCAGAAAGUCCCUCUUUGUUAAUCUUUUUUUCAUUGGUGAAUUCAAUUAUGUUAAAGAAGGAAUAUCUUUGUGAAA
This is a messenger RNA of Gossypium arboreum, 1246 nucleotides long. Its product is annotated as haloacid dehalogenase-like hydrolase domain-containing protein At2g33255. Bases 52 to 876 code for a protein of 274 amino acids. The record is from RefSeq and is a predicted model, not a curated record. Lineage: Eukaryota; Viridiplantae; Streptophyta; Magnoliopsida; Malvales; Malvaceae. The transcript has 5 exons.